AAGAGUAGCCAUUAGCGAGUCGCUACUGUGGCAUUGAUGUUUGAGCGCACUUCUGAACCGGCUUUUGUUGCAAAGAUCGGUGUAGGAAGCAUGCGCUGUCCCAAAUCCGCUGUUACCAUGAGAAAUGAAGAGCUUCUUUUAAGUAACGGCACAGCUAACAAGAUGAAUGGAGCUUUGGAUCACUCAGACCAACCAGACCCAGAUGCCAUUAAGAUGUUUGUCGGACAGAUCCCCCGUUCCUGGUCGGAAAAAGAGCUGAAAGAACUUUUUGAGCCUUACGGAGCAGUCUACCAGAUCAACGUUCUCCGAGAUAGGAGUCAGAAUCCUCCCCAAAGCAAAGGUUGUUGUUUCGUAACAUUUUAUACAAGAAAAGCUGCACUUGAGGCACAGAACGCCCUCCACAAUAUUAAAACUUUACCUGGGAUGCAUCAUCCCAUUCAGAUGAAACCGGCAGACAGCGAAAAGUCCAACGCUGUGGAAGACAGAAAAUUGUUCAUAGGAAUGGUUUCGAAGAAGUGUAAUGAGAACGAUAUCAGGGUGAUGUUUUCUCCAUUUGGGCAGAUAGAAGAAUGCCGUAUCCUUCGGGGACCAGACGGGCUGAGCAGAGUGCACAGCCUCAAUAUGGAGACUAGCCGAGGCUGUGCGUUUGUCACGUUUUCGACAAGGGCAAUGGCACAGAAUGCAAUCAAAGCCAUGCACCAGUCUCAGACUAUGGAGGGCUGUUCUUCACCAAUAGUCGUGAAAUUUGCUGAUACCCAAAAGGACAAGGAGCAGAGACGUUUACAACAGCAGUUGGCACAACAGAUGCAACAACUCAACACUGCCACCUGGGGGAAUCUCACAGGUCUUGGAGGACUGACACCGCAGUACCUGGCUAGAUUAGACAUUAAUAUGGAUUUACAGCAUCGACUCUGGGGACCUUCAUUCCAACACCAGGCAGAAGCAAGAGACUGUAUAAAUCUUCUGCAGCAGGCAACCUCCUCCAGUAACUUGGGUGCCUUCAGCGGCAUUCAACAAAUGGCUGGAAUGAAUGCUUUGCAGUUACAGAAUUUGGCCACUUUAGCCGCCGCCGCUGCCGCCGCCCAAACCUCAGCUACCACCACCAAUGCAAACCCUCUCUCCACAACCACCGGUGCCCUCGGCGCCCUCACGAGUCCAGUGGCUGCAUCGACGGCAAAUUCCACAGCUGGGGCGGCCAUGAAUUCUUUGACUUCUCUGGGCACUCUCCAAGGACUGGCUGGAGCCACUGUUGGACUGAAUAAUAUUAAUGCACUAGCAGGUACCGUAAACAUUGCUCAAAUGCUCUCAGGUAUGGCCGCCCUGAACGGAGGACUCGGUGCGACAGGCUUGACGAAUGGCACAGCUGGCACAAUGGAUGCCCUCACCCAAGCCUACUCAGGAAUUCAGCAGUACGCUGCCGCGGCACUGCCCACAUUGUACAGUCAGAGUUUGUUACAACAACAAAGUGCUGCAGGCAGCCAGAAAGAAGGUCCAGAAGGAGCAAAUCUCUUCAUUUACCACCUCCCGCAGGAGUUUGGAGACCAGGACAUUCUGCAGAUGUUCAUGCCUUUUGGAAAUGUUAUUUCUGCUAAAGUCUUCAUUGACAAACAGACCAAUCUGAGCAAGUGCUUUGGUUUUGUUAGCUACGACAAUCCCGUCUCUGCACAAGCUGCUAUUCAGGCCAUGAACGGCUUUCAGAUCGGCAUGAAGCGCUUGAAAGUUCAGCUGAAACGCUCCAAAAACGACAGCAAACCUUACUGAUCUUAACCCCAGAAGCUUACUGCUAUUAAUUUAGAUUUCUUAGGACUUGAAAGUAUUAUUCAGAGAUUGGCAUUCUGGCUGGUCCCUGGUGACAGUAGCAAUAUGAAUCCAGAGGCUCCGAAUGUUGGUUUCUAACAGACUACUUCCAAAACAAGUUUGAAGAAGAAGAACAGUCUGAUUUUAAGUCUCUAGAGGUCUGUAAUAGUUUUUACAUUUUUCAGGCAGUGUAAAGUUUUUGAUAAGGCCAUUUUAGAUGGCUCACUUUCUCAUUAAGAAUAUAUAUAUAAAACCACUUUUUGUAGAUUAGUAUAACAAAAAAAAUUUACCCUGUUUGAGGGCAAAUGCUACCUAUUUGUGUCACCUUUUGCUGAACUGACUCACAAGUUAGACAAUCCAUGAAUUAAUGCACAUGAAAAAUUACCUAUAUUUUAUACUGUUUCAAUGUACAGGAGAAAAGUUACUGUAUGAUGUCGUUCCAUUGGUGCUUCAGUGAAUUAAGUUGUGGUUUCAUCAUGGGUCUCAUCCUGGUCUCUAAGUGUUCUGUGUUUAUAAACGAGAAGUUUAAAAUUGGUUUUUACUUGAACAUCAACGGCAGAAAACACAAAAAAAAACAAAUUUCAAAAAACACAAAAAAAGUUGUUUGCUUAAAAUAAAUAAUAAAAAAAAGUUUUAAUGUGAGAAAUAAAAACUAUUCCAGACUAAGUUUGUGUUGGCUUCUGUGACGCAUUGGUGUCAACUUUUUUUUUCCUUUUUCCUUUCUUUUUUUUGGGGGGGAAAUUAUUAUCGUGGACAAUUUAGAUGUGUUUGUGUUCAGCAAAAUGUGAUCAUUUUUUUCUUUUAAAGAAAGAAUAAAAAAAAAGAAAUCAGUGAAAACAGUGCCAAAUUCCAAAGGUACUUUUUUUUCUUCCUAGAGCUUCAAGUGUGUUUCUUGUGCGAAGUAAUUUGAUAACAUGGGUAUUUUACUAUGUGUUUUGUAUAAAUCCCUAAUAUUUAAAGGAAAAAAAGAGGUUAAAAAGUUUGUUAACUUGCUAUCCUGUGGUCUUGUUGCCUGAAAUUGUUGUUGUUUGUUAAUUCUCUUGGAUGUUUUUUGUACAACAUUGUGUUAAGUGCCCAUGUUUCACUUUUUCUAACCACUCUGCACAUCUACGCUGUGAAAGCAAAACCUCACAAUGUAAUUUCUUCAUAAUGUAUGGAAACCUCUAAGGUGAGAAAGUUUUGAACUUUUAACCCUUUCCACCAAGAGCUGUCUUGAGUGUUAAUACUUUUAUACAUUCACCAUUUUGCUGUUUAUUUUUAUAUAUACAUAUAUAUAUAUCUAUAGCUAUAAAUAUAUAUAUACUUAAUUUUUGUGGUUUAUUUAAUACAUGGUUGAAGUCAGAAAAUGCACAAGGCAGACCUGAAGGACAAAAAAAAAAUAUUUUACUGCUGUCCAAAUUUCUUCUGUAACUAUAACUGAA
This is a messenger RNA of Euleptes europaea (tarantolino), 3218 nucleotides long. It is a transcript of the gene CELF2, whose product is annotated as CUGBP Elav-like family member 2. Gene Ontology annotation, molecular function: mRNA 3'-UTR binding. Gene Ontology annotation, cellular component: ribonucleoprotein complex; nucleus; cytoplasm. NCBI's taxonomy places the organism in Eukaryota, Metazoa, Chordata, Lepidosauria, Squamata, Sphaerodactylidae. Gene Ontology annotation, biological process: mRNA splice site recognition; regulation of alternative mRNA splicing, via spliceosome. Bases 37 to 1761 code for a protein of 574 amino acids. The record is from RefSeq and is a predicted model, not a curated record. The transcript is spliced from 16 exons.